AUGUAUGAAACAUUAUUUAAAAAAUUAUAUGAAAAGAUCAGUAACAUUUCUGAUCCAUCCAACGCCAACGAAGAUGAUAUAGAUGUAUUUAAAACUUCAAUUGAUAAACUUCAAAAAAUUAUUAAAAUAUAUGAAAGUCACAUUGAAAAUAAAAGGCAAGGACAAAAAGAACAAGAACAAAUUUAUAAUAUAAGUGAUGAAGAAAGCGAUUAUGAUAUUGCAAAUAGUGGUGAAGAAUUAGAUAAUGAUUUGGAGAAAAAAAACAAUCAAAAGAAUUACGAUAAUGGAGAAAAUACUAAAGUUAAAACAAAAUCUAAUACCACCAAUAUGGAUAAAAAUGAAAGUAAACAAAGUGAAAGUGAAAAUGAAAGUGAUAAUGAAUGUGAUAGGGGAAUUCCAAGUAAUAGUGAUUCGAGUGAUCAAGAUUAUUCAAAUAAAAAACAUCAAACUAGAAGGAAUGCUACUAACAAAAACAAUAACAACGACAAUACCAAAUCAAAUAGUACCAAUAGGAAUGGUAAAAAUACUGUAGUUAGAAGAAAUAAGAAUGCACAAAUUAAUAAUAACAAUAAUGAUAAUAAUGAAAAUGAUAAUAAUAAUCUAAAUAGCAAUAUUAAUAUUCGUACUCGUAGAGGUACACUUGGUAGUGUUGGUAGUGUUUUGAAUAAUAGCAACAACAAAAGUAAUACUAAAAAUAAUGAUAAUGAUAAUGAUAAUGAAAAUAAUAAUAAUAAUAAUAAUAAUAAUAAUAAUAAUAAUAAUAAUAAUAAUAAUAAUAAUAAUAAUAAAAGAAGAAAAGGAUCAAAAGAAUUAGUUUUACAUUCAAGCAAUUUUAAUAAUGAUACAGAUAGUGAAAUUGAAGAGGAGGAGUUUGAACAACAAAAACCAAUCAAUAGCACUAAAAAGAGACAAAGAGAAACGAAAAGAUCAGAAUCAGUUAAAAAAAAACAAGAGGAGGAAGAACAACCAACAAGAGAAUCACAAAUGCAAUUAGCAAUUAUAACAACAAGAUCACAAAGACAAAUUAAACCAAGAGUUGAUCUUUAUAAUCAACAUAUAAAAAUAAAAGCAAAACCUGUUGAAAAGAAACCAAUGUUUUCAUAUAGAAAUAUAGUUGAUGCUCAAGAAAUCGAUAAAUUAUCCGAUGGAUAUUUAGCAUGGUUUGCUGCUAAAAUUAUAGAAUAUGACCCAAGAUCUGAAAAAUAUUUAGUAGAGUACACUGGUUAUCCAGGUUUUCAUAAAUUAGGAGAGGAGAGACUCAAACUACGAAGAGAUGUUGAACUCACAGCAAAUAAUAUACAAGUAGGUUUAAAAGUUAUUGCAUCAGUUUUUCCAAAAGGUCAAAAGAAUCCAUUUUGGUAUACUGGUUACAUUGAAAGCUUUAAUAGUAAUGAUUUUUUGGUUUGUUUUGAAAAUGACGCAACAAAAAGAUAUUCAUUUGAAAAAAAAAAACAAUCUUAUAUUUUUUAG
Messenger RNA from Dictyostelium discoideum AX4, 1470 nucleotides. RefSeq lists its product as hypothetical. The record is from RefSeq and is a predicted model, not a curated record. The coding region runs from base 1 to 1470 and encodes 489 amino acids. NCBI's taxonomy places the organism in Eukaryota, Evosea, Eumycetozoa, Dictyosteliales, Dictyosteliaceae. The transcript has a single exon.